ACAAAAAUGGAAUUUCUCGCAUCAAAAUCAUUACAUCUUUAAGAAAAAACGUCACCCUUAUUCAUUUUGGGAAACAAAUUACUAUCACAUUUUUUAUACUUAUCAAAAUUGAAUGAUUAUUGAUUCCUUUGGGGAAAAGAGAAGAAAUUAAUCAUGAGAAUACCAUUUUUUACGGACAAUUCUAAACAUCCUCCCAUUAUCAAAAUUGAAGUUGUAAAUUCUGGAAGUUUAAUCCGGGAUAUUCAUGAAAGGAGAAGCUUUUCUAAUUUCAGGAAAGAAAAAGGUGGUAUUAACUCAAACAACUCCGGCCAUAAGGAAAAAAACUGUAGACCUGAUUUAACCACACUUUACGACGCAAAUGAAAAUGGCACGAACGACUGUUCGAAUCCACGCAGACAUGAACUAACCCUGAAAUCCCCGCUCAAAACUCAUUCUUCUAACUCUUCCAGCAUUAUUUUAUGCUCGGCCGAGCUAGAUGCAAACCAUCAGAAUAUCAACAAUAUAAAUAACCCAUCCAAUUCAAAUAACUAUGUAUCUAAUAAAGAACAUCACAAAACGCUCAACCAAAAAAUGAAAAAGUUGACCACAAACCUGGGAAACACCCUGCCAAAUCUAUUCCACGGGCCUCUGAAUAAAAGACGCCAUAAAAGUGUCACUAAAAGUAUCGAUGAGAAUCAUUUCGAUCAUGAAGUUACAGAGGAAAGAGAUGAAUCGAAGAAAGGUAAGGACGAUCUAUCCCCAUCGUCAAAACUUAUUGGUGAAAGUGGUGGAGGUAAGCUAAGUCAGACCGACACUUCCAACGGCACAAAAAACUAUGCUCUGAGCAAGAUGAGAUGGGGCAGCCUGGGCCGGGAUCAGAUUAAGAAAGCUUCCAAGAACAAUCACUGCAAAGAAUCAAAGGAUGAUGGUUACGAGAGAGUAAAAAAUGGGUCUGUGAAGCUUAUAAAUGUUGUUAGUAAAAAAGGUAACGAUAAAUCGCGCGAACCACCCUGCGAUGAUAUAGGUUUCAUAGACGGCGGCGAUGGUAGUUCUAUUACAGUUGGAAAAUCGCACGAGAAGGAGUACUUGGUAAACAGUGGUUAUAUUGUAAAAGAUGGGAAAAAUUAUGCCGAUAUCAAAAGUUACAGAAGUUACAAAGAAGCAAAAAAUGAUCAUUCAGCUGGCACUAAAUAUAGGUCGUUGUAUUCAAACGCGACUACUAUAAAUCGUAGAGACCUUAAUCACGAAGGAAGAGAUGACGAGCAACCGAAGAUAUUAAGGGCCAAAAUAGUGAACUCCCCACCAAUUUCCACCUCAACUCGAAGCCUGAUAUCUGUUUCUCCUGCAAAAGAAAUUAUCAGACCCAAGAUAUCCUACAUUGUACCAGCUCGUAUCAAUACCUUGACGUUACCGGAUAAGUGUAGUAACGAUACCCUGCAUAAUUAUAAAGAUCAAGCUGAUUAUUUUAAUAAUCAUAAUAAAGGUCUAUACGAAAUAGACGAAAAUACUAAUUUGUCACCUCUAAGACGAGAAAAUACGCUCAUAUUUAAAAAGACAAAUGGAAUGGCCGAUUCUGACGAUUAUCAAAACCACAGGGUAUCUCCGCAAGAUCGUUCCAAAGGUAGGACUACUAACAUUUAUCUCAACCAAAAUAGCAAGCCACUGUAUUUCGUCCCAUUGCCUCGAACACCGAAUUUGACUAAUGGUAUUAGCAUGAAUAUACCUAUAAUUAAGGAUGACAAUUUAGAUAAAGACAGCUUAACCAAAUUCAACAAAUAUGAUGAUGAUUUUGGCAUGAUGUCUGAAGUUGAAACAAGCAAUACUGGUUAUUUCAAGAGAACCCAGGAUCAAAUCAAUAACUUUUCAAGGGGAAACAUUUACUCACAUUCACUUGACCGUAAAGGAAUUUACAAUCUCGAGAAACUAUUAUCUAAUAUCAUAUACUUGCGUUAUGGGAGCGAAACAAAGCGGAUAUCUGUGCCGGUAGGAGGGCUGAAAUACAUUGAAGAUGUUCGGACUCUGUUUGCUAGAACAUUUCCUAAGCACUUAACCAUAAGACAUUUGACUAAUAAUUGUAGCAUAUACAUACAAGAUAAUGAUAAUCCAAAAGACCUUUUUUACGAAUUAGACGAAAUAGGCGACAUUGUGAAUAAAUCGGUCCUCAAAAUCGUGGAAAAUAAAGAAUCCACCAAUGAUAAAGAUUCUUUGGACCAAGAAUCCGAAGAAGAUUAUGGCAUACAAACUUGCAAACUGAUGCCUGCUUCAAAUAAUUUCGAUAAAUCGAACCGCGUAAACGACGUUUCUUAUUAUUCCGAACCAGAACAUGAUUUUAGGAAAUACAGGAAAGAUAAUUAUACCGGCAGGAAUUACAUUUCUAAUUCUUAUGGAUCGAGGGUUUGUUUAGCUGGGGCUGCUAGAUUAGCUGAUAACAAAUAUUCUAGUAUGUUCGCUAGUCAAAUAGUUGAUAUAAACGGGAAAAACAAUUAUAGUUGUGAACGUCCCUUAGCUAAACAAAUAGUGCUGCACUCCAACGAAAAACUUUCCUCUUCAAUGACCGCGCCAUCUAAAUUCAACAAGCAAAAGCAAAUAUUAGACCACAUGGAAGCCAAACUAAAGAAUAGAAAUACAUUAACUAAUGCCUCAAUUGAUGAUAGCAUUAACGAUUUAUCUUGGGAAAAUUGUGAUACAAAAUAUAAAAUGGACAAUAUGGAAAAAAAACUUAACGCACUAUCAAAUAUGGUUCAACAUGCCUUAGUUCGUUCAUCCACUUCUGAUGAAAAUGAAAGAUUAGAAUCGUCAUCAUUAUUGAAAUCCUUGCACGAUAAAACACUAGAAAUUAAGGUGGAUGUAAAAAGUCUCAAACAUUUAACAAAGAUUUAUACUUAUGAUUCGCAAAACUUUAUCCAGCAAACCAAAAACAAGAUGCUGUUAAUUUGCAAAUACGUUCCCCCGUCGGCCUUUUGUAAGCUAUCUAACGCACUUUGUUCUUCCUUAAACUAUUAUGAUUACGAAGGCCUUUUAGUAAUAGAAGAUGCCAGAGAACUGGUCAAAGAAAUCGAAAUUUAUCGACAAGAUAUGUCAAAAUUAGAAAAGAUUUUGAAUGAUAUAGAAAUAUCGAUCGAAGAAUAUAGGAAUGACAUCCUGCAGAAAAGAUCCCAAUUCCAGACGAAUGACAUAGAAUCAAUAUCACUAGCUAUGAACUUCGCCAAUAGGGCCGUCACUGAUUUAAAAAACCGCUACCCGAAAAUGGAACAUUUAAUCAUUGUUGGAAUCGAUUUGAGUCAAAUUUCAUAUGAUGAUAAAAUUUCAUUUAACAAAGAACGACAAAUAUUCUUAAAGAUAGAACCCGAAAAACUACGAAAUUCAUUGAAUAGAUGCAAGAAACUUACAAACAUUUUAGACUCUCUUAAAAAGAUUGUGAAUGCAGAAGAUUCAACCUAUUCAAGACCUCAAAUUAUAAAUAAUCGCCCUAUCAAUAGAUCUCCACCUAAUCAAAGUCUAAAUUCAAUGUGCGAUAGUUUAAAGGAUAAAGUUGGGAGAAGUUGUUAUUCCUCCUCAUCUAAGUCGAAUCAAAAUAUCAAUCUUCCUCCUUCGACUAAGGUUCAGCACAUUAUAAAUGUCAAAAACUUUGAUAGAUAUAUGGAUGAAAAAAAUAAUCAAGAAAAGUCCUAUUACAGUCACUGUGCAACAUCAUCCACCCCGCUCCCGCUUCUAACCCAACCUUGUAACUAUGAGAAUUACGACGCGAACCGUUACGAAACCAUUAAUUACGGGUUUAAACGCGAAAAUAAAAAUAGCGACGAUGGAAGUGGCAGCAGCUAUUGCAAUGAAAAUUCAACAAAUUGUUACAACUCUUCGAACAGUUCGAGUAUUAUAUCAUCUGCUCGUUCUAGUCCUCAUGUUGGUAAAAUGUUAAAUAACGAAGAUAUAGCUAAUAAAGUUUUUAACAACAAAAAUAAACAAGAUGUCAAAAUCGACACAUGCCCAAGCGGGAACAAAGUUGAUCUCUUGAAUCAUAAAACUAAUCCGCAUAAUCGUAAACUAGGAAAUGGAGAUGCCGAGAUCCACGAUAUGGAGAAUAUAACUAACCAACUAGAAGAAUCCAUAAGCCAUUUGUACGAAAUGGGAGGUAACGUUUAUAGAAACAGUAAAGGCCGAAAUUCGUCAUCUAAUCAACGUUACGAUCAACAGGAAUGGAAAUUUGAUUCUAUGCCUCUCGAUUUGAAGGAUUUAAUUCAUGAACCAUACUAUGAGAACUUAAAAUGUGUUGACAAAACCAAUUUUCCUUCACGUCAUAAAAAUUCUUGGCAUCCUAAUUUAUCACAUAAUAAAAAUGUAGACUAUCUCUCUACAUCGUAUAAUAGAAGUACUUCAAGCGGACGCCUUUCAGCUAUGUCUACAAGAUCCGAGCCAUUUACAAAUAAAGGGGACAUGAUCGACAAUGGUUAUAUUAAUGGUAUUAAUUCUGAAGUGGAGUACGUUGGUAAAGGUUUAAACGACUAUGCCUUUUUGGGUUCCUUAGAAUCAAAUGACAAUCAACCCUUACCCCCACCAAGAAAACCUAAAAGUUUAACACUUAGAUCUCCUAUAAUGUCACCCGUUUCUGGCAAUUUAAGUCCAAUUAAAGAGAUGUCGCCUCUGAAUUCCUACAAUAAUUUAUCUGUGUCAGAAAGUAAUUUUAAUGGGGUGAGGUAUGAUAAAGAUAAUAGAAUAAAUGAGUUUCACAGACCCCAGCGUAUCAAUUCAUAUAAUGAUUUGUAUAAAAAUUUGGAUGAAAAUAACAAAAAUUUGAGAGAUGUCCAAUUAUUAAGAGAAAGCUCAGACAAAGGGUCUUCCCCUAAUGUAUACUGUGCAUCAUUAAGACCAAAAACUCCGAUAAAAAAUAAUGAAGUUGAAGAAAUGAUGGCUACAAUUCAUAAUCCAAUAAUUAAGAAUCCAAUAGGUAAAACAACUAUCACAAAUUUACAAAAUAGGAUAAAUCGCAAAUACGAGGAAAAAGUACUUGAUAUUCGACCAAGCGAAGAUCAUGUAUCUAGAACAUAUGAAUAUGUUAAUGAGCAGGAGAAUCCCAAACUGAAUCAUAACAUAGCUUACCAGAGUCAAUCUUGUAUAACAAAUACUCUAAGGGAUAUUUAUGAUGAAAAUCCCUCCACCUUAAAUAAACCAACAAAUCAUAACAAUAAUAAACAGUUUAAAAAUAAGAACGAUGAUGCUGGAAAGCAAAAUGUGGAAGUAAAUAAGGUUAAAAAUUUAAAGCCGAUCAUAAGUUAUAAUGUAUACCCAUCGAAGAAUAAAAAUAUAGAAAUUUCAGUAUCUAAAAACGCACCCUGGGCACCACCCUUGCCUAAUAACUCGGAGAAAGGAUUAUUUAAAAUUAAAGAAAACAUCGUGACUGAUGUUGCACUGACUAAACAAAAUGAUUUACCCGAAAUUAAAAAUGUUCUUAAAAAGGAAAUAUCAUUAUCAAACACCGAAUCCAAAAGCUAUACAAUGCCCAAGAAAGAUUUAAAAGGUACAUACUGGAAAGAAUUCGCCAAUAUUCAAAAGCAAAUAGCAAACGAGGCGGCUCAAGCUAAGCAGAUAAGAAGCGCAGCCUUGAAGAGCAAAGUUGCAAGGUUGGCUAAUAAUUGCCAAUAUAACACCAAUUUUAAUGGCACACUAUUCCUUGCCAAUUCAAGUAUAAUCAAUAGCCAAACCAAGAGUGUAACAGAGUCCAAUUCCAAUCUAAGUCUCAAUUCAGAUGAUACAAAGUCUUACGAUGAUAAUAUGUUGGCGUCAAACAAAUACUUACGAAAUAACGGGUUGCAAAAUCAUUUCGAUAAUUUUAACGACAUGGCCCAGAGCGACACAGAACUAAUAGGAAGGCGUAAAUCUGGAUACCAAGAUCAUACUAUACCCAAUCAUAACGUUAAAAAUGAUCAGCCGAGUCAAUACGAUAAAGGUUAUGAACGCGGAACAAAUAAUCUGUCGGAAUUUUCGGAUAAUGUGCUAGAAAAAGAAUCAAAAAAUUUUGGAGAACCUACUACUAACACGUGUGAAGUCAGAACCAAUUUUAACUCUUGUGAUCAAAUGACGGAGAGCCACGCUAGUUCUCUGCCUUAUAUUAAAGGCGUUAAAAUGGGGACAAUGUGUCACGAUAUAAUCAACAAUCAAUAUUGAAAUAUAAUAUUUUUCAAUAAAUCCUUCACAAUUUUCU
Gordionus sp. m RMFG-2023 is the source of this 6175-nucleotide messenger RNA. RefSeq names its product homeobox-like protein HDP1. Bases 154 to 6138 code for a protein of 1994 amino acids. Lineage: Eukaryota; Metazoa; Nematomorpha; Gordioida; Chordodea; Parachordodidae. The transcript is spliced from 17 exons. Gene Ontology annotation, cellular component: cytoplasm. The record is from RefSeq and is a predicted model, not a curated record.